Harmonia axyridis is the source of this 885-nucleotide messenger RNA. RefSeq names its product keratin, type I cytoskeletal 9-like. Bases 105 to 638 code for a protein of 177 amino acids. The record is from RefSeq and is a predicted model, not a curated record. NCBI's taxonomy places the organism in Eukaryota, Metazoa, Arthropoda, Insecta, Coleoptera, Coccinellidae. The transcript is spliced from 3 exons.
UUUUCUUAUUCCAUUUGCUAAUCGCUCUAAACGUAGCCCGAGAUCCUUUUAUAUAGCCUGGAUCUUUCGUUUUACAAUCAGUUUUGUGCGAACAUUUCACCAAGAUGAUUUUCAUUUGUGUUUUCGCUCUACUCAUUCACAUUUCCUCUCAGGAAUUGAACAAAGUGGAACCUGCAACGGCAAAGGGACAAAAUAAUUUGUCUAGUGUUAACUUCAUCUAUUUCUAUGGUCCUCCACCAAAUGCCGAGCAGAUAAGAACUGUUAGAGAAGUUUUAAAAAAUGAAGAUGGAGAAAUAAAAAUUGCCAAUCCUGUGGUUAGAUAUUUGGUGGCGCCUGAACGAAAGACAGAAAAACUGAUGGAAGGUGAAUCAAAUCAGCACACUCCCCCACAUAAUCACAUCAUUGGUUUAUUACGAAAGAGGAGGAGCGCAUCACCUACCUUCAAAAAAGGUUAUAAGAGUAGUGGAGGAGGUGGUGGAGGUGGUGGAGGUUGUUGCAAUUCUUGUGGACAAUGUGGAGGUGGAUGCAGUGGAGGCGGAUGUGGUGGAGGCGGUGGACACAGUGGAUCAUACAGUCAAUCCACAUCUUACUCCUCAUCUUCCAGUGGCAGUUACAAUUCAUACGGAAAGAAGAAGUAAUGACACCUAAUGAAAUCCCAACUUCAACAUGAAGAAGUCAUCAGCAAGCCAAAUGCAAAAAUCGAAAAAAUUCAUCAAAAUUGAAUGAGAUUUUAUUUAUUUUAUAUUUUUAAUGAUUGCUUUUAUAUUUCCUUAAGUUUUAGAUACUUGUAUGUACUAUCCAAUUCGUAGACUUUAUAUUCAAAAAUAUAAUAUUGUAUUAUGCAGGUGAACUAAAUGAAAUGGAAAAUAAAGAGCUUUUAAUUAU